AAACCUCUCUGGAGCCUGGCUGGAGCCAGCAGGCCACCCACUGGACACCUCGCCAAGCAACCGUGCUUUCCACGGGAAGCCUCGCCUGGCCUCUGCACUGAGGCUCUCUUGUGCUUGACGCUGCAGCUGCAGCCCAAAAUGCCAGCUGUCCAGCUGCUGCUCCUGGCCUGCCUGGUGUGGGACGUGGGGGCCAUGACAGCCAAGCUCCGGAAAGCCAACGACCGGAGUGGCCGAUGCCAAUAUACCUUCAGUGUGGCUAGCCCCACGGAGUCCAGUUGCCCUGAGCAGGGCCAGGCCACAUCUGCCAUCCAGGAUCUCCAGAGAGACAGCAGCACCCAGCGCGCAGACCUGGAGGCCACCAAAGCCCGGCUUAGUGCCCUCGAGAACCUCCUCCACCGGCUGACCAUGGGGCAGGCUGCAGGGCCCCAGGAGAGCCAGGCAGGGCUGCAGAGGGAGCUGGGUGCCCUACGAGGGGAGCGAGAGCAGCUGGAAACCCAAGCCAGGGAGUUAGAGGCUGCACACAGCAACCUUCUCCGGGAUAAGUCAAUUCUCGAAGAACAAAAGAGGCAAUUGCAGCAAGAAAAUGAGGAUCUGGCCAGGAGGCUGGAGAGCACCAGCCAGGAGGUGGCAAGGCUGAGAAGGGGCCAGUGUCCCCAGACCCAAGACCCCUCUCGGGAUGUGCCACCAGGCUCCAGGGAAGUUGCUAAAUGGAAUUUGGACACUUUGGCCUUCCAAGAACUGAAGUCGGAGUUGACAGAAGUCCCUGCUUCUCACAUCUUGAAGGAAAGCUCAUCUGGCCAUCCCAGGACUGAAGGAGGAGACAGUGGAUGUGGAGAACUCGUGUGGGUUGGGGAGCCUGUCACUGUGAGAACAGCUGAAACCAUUACUGGCAAGUACGGCGUGUGGAUGAGAGACCCCAAGCCCACCUACCCCUACACGCAGGAGACCACAUGGAGGGUCGACACUGUGGGCACCGACAUCCGCCAGGUGUUUGAGUACAGCCUCAUCAGCCAGUUCACGCAGGGCUACCCUUCCAAGGUUCACGUGCUGCCCCGGCCGCUGGAAAGCACCGGCGCCGUGGUGUACAAGGGGAGCUUCUAUUUCCAGGGGGCCGCGUCCAGGAUGGUGAUCAGGUAUGAGCUGAGCACCGAGACGGUGAAGGCCGAGAAGGAAAUCCCUGGGGCCGGCUACCAUGGGCAGUUCCCGUAUUCUUGGGGCGGCUACACAGACAUCGACUUGGCUGUGGAUGAGACAGACCUCUGGGUCAUCUACAGCACCGAGGAGGCCAAAGGCGCCAUUGUCCUCUCUAGACUGAACCCAGAGAACCUGGAGCUGGAACAGACCUGGGAGACCAACAUCCGCAAGCAGUCAGUAGCCAACGCCUUUGUCAUCUGUGGCACCUUGUACACUGUCAGCAGCUACUCCUCAGCCAAUGCCACCAUCAACUUUGCCUACGACACAGGCACAAGCAGCAGCAAGGCCCUGAGCAUCCCAUUCAGGAACCGGUACCGCUACAGCAGCAUGAUCGACUACAACCCCCUGCUGAAGCAGCUGUUCGCCUGGGACAACUUCAACAUGGUCACCUACAACGUCAGGCUCUCCAAGAUGUGAAAGCCCAGAGGGGAUCCAGCAAAGGCAGAGGGGGAUGUCCAGGGCCCCAGGGGAGCAGGCUGAAGGGAGGGGCAGCAGGAGCCCGUGCAGCUUCACACAGCUCUCCAACCUUCAUUAGUGCAGAAGGGCCUCGCCCACCUCACCACCUGACUGCAGGACCAGCCAUGGGCACAUAACAG
Messenger RNA from Tupaia belangeri chinensis (Chinese tree shrew), 1790 nucleotides. RefSeq names its product myocilin (gene MYOC). Gene Ontology annotation, cellular component: Golgi apparatus. Lineage: Eukaryota; Metazoa; Chordata; Mammalia; Scandentia; Tupaiidae. Gene Ontology annotation, biological process: osteoblast differentiation; signal transduction. The transcript has 3 exons. The record is from RefSeq and is a predicted model, not a curated record. Bases 139 to 1611 code for a protein of 490 amino acids.